GAACGCUGUAAGAUAGAUAUCGCUAAAACUAGACUAGUAGGCCUAUCUAGAUUUAGAUAGAUCUAUAUUUUUUUUUUACUAUGACUUGCUUCUGGAGCACUUGCAACCUAUUAGAUCUACUUGGUGAUAGACAGUUACAAAUAUAAUUACAUUAUAAGUUGAAAAAAAUCUGUUGCAACUUCAUUUACCAAAAUAAUUAAUAUACGCGGUGAUGGCGGAGGAAGAGACUGAUAUAACAUUGACGUCACCGGAAUUUCCCCAUGUGUGGAGCAAGGGAAAUUUCGUCGGUGGAAGUGUAAAUGUAUACGAGAUUAUCGACCCUAGCGAGCCAAGGGAGGUCAAGUUUGUUGGCAAAGAUAUUUCAGUCGCAUCGACUCAAAUCGAAAAGAAAAAAAAUUUGGCUGAGUUGAGAAUUCUGGAGCAGAUAAAACACCCGCGAAUUGUAGCCUUCUAUGGUUUCAAACAAAACCCGAACCUUCUAACCAUAUUUUACAAAUACAUGAAACUUGGUUCUGUGGCGAAGCUUAUAAAAGAAAGAGGGUCGCCUCUAGAUGAGGCCACAGUCCGACUCUACACUAGACAAAUUCUUGAAGGCUUGAAAUAUUUACACAAUAAUAAACCGAUCAUCAUUCACAGAGACGUCAAAGGUGAGAACGUGCUGCUGGAGUCACCAGACAAGGUCCAGCUGACCAACUUCGGACUGUCCAAGAUCCUCCACACACUGACCAAUGCCAGGUCAAAGGUCGGCACGUCCUACUGGAUGGCGCCUGAGAUUAUCACAGGAACAGGGAGUGAUAACUAUGACGUCAGGGCGGAUAUCUGGAGUUUAGGUUGUACUGUGGUAGAGAUGGCCACGGGGAAUCCCCCAUUCGGUAACCUUGACCCCGUUGAAGCGGCUUACAAAAUCGGCAGCGGUGAAAAACUGGACUACAAGCUGCCAGACACAAGUUCUAAGGAAAUGGCCAAAUUCUUAGGCAAGACGUUCCACAAGAAUUUCAAGGAUCGUCCAAGUGCUGAGGAACUGCUCAAGUCGGAUCUAUUUAUAGCAGGAAAAGUGUAAUAAAAUCAUCUAUCACUAGUUUUAAUAAUAAACAUAUAUUGAAAUAUUUAAUAAAAAAUUAUAUUUAUAA
Physella acuta is the source of this 1130-nucleotide messenger RNA. RefSeq names its product mitogen-activated protein kinase kinase kinase 3. Gene Ontology annotation, biological process: protein phosphorylation. Gene Ontology annotation, molecular function: ATP binding; protein kinase activity. NCBI's taxonomy places the organism in Eukaryota, Metazoa, Mollusca, Gastropoda, Physidae. The record is from RefSeq and is a predicted model, not a curated record.